CCCCUUCUGGCCAUGCUUGUUGAUGACAGAGGUCCGUGCAUUGGCUCCAAGAUUAAAUAUUUCCUAAGGUAUGGUGGCAAUUGGAAGUCAAACAAGAAGGGUCUGUAUACGACUGUAUGCAUAACAAACGAGCAUAAUACAUCACAAACCUGCUUGUUUUGCUCCAAAAAGCUACUCAACCCCUAUCGUCUGGUACAAGGAAAAGACAAUACAGCUAAGCUUAAACAAGUAAAAGUCUGUGCUGGGAACAAAGAACCAAGGUCAAUCACUUGCAAUUAUGAUAUAUAA
Messenger RNA from Rhizopus microsporus ATCC 52813, 288 nucleotides. RefSeq lists its product as uncharacterized. NCBI's taxonomy places the organism in Eukaryota, Fungi, Mucoromycota, Mucoromycetes, Mucorales, Rhizopodaceae. The annotation marks the transcript as partial. The transcript is spliced from 2 exons. The record is from RefSeq and is a predicted model, not a curated record.